Messenger RNA from Triticum dicoccoides, 4384 nucleotides. RefSeq lists its product as uncharacterized. Bases 1543 to 2670 code for a protein of 375 amino acids. NCBI's taxonomy places the organism in Eukaryota, Viridiplantae, Streptophyta, Magnoliopsida, Poales, Poaceae. The record is from RefSeq and is a predicted model, not a curated record. The transcript has 2 exons.
CGGGCCUGGCAUAUCUCUCUCUCCCUCACCCAUCCUUCUCCAACUCCGGCCGCCGCCACGGCCAGGCCGGCGUGGUGGUGCGCCUUCGCCUCCCAUCCAUCCACCAGCGCCACCAUCUUCUUCUCCUUCCCCGCAUCCACCAUCAUCCAUCCAGACCGCCGUCACCAGCGCCACCAUCUCCAGCCACCAGCACCACAGCGCCCCGCGCGACUCUCCCUGCUGCUUCUUCUCCCAUGCCUCUCCUGUUGCUCUUCUCCUUCCCUCGCUGCUCCUCUUCUCCACGCCCCUGCAGCCUUCCUUCUUCUCCUCAACCUCCUCGCUGCUGCUCCUCCUUCUCUCCAAAACUGCUGUUGCUUCCUCUCUGAAUCCCUACUGCUGCUGCCUUUUUUCUCCCCUUGCUACUUCUCCUCCUUCCAGCGCCCCCUUUGCUGCUCCUCUUUCCUUCGCUUGCUCUGCUUCUUCCCCUGCCUUGCUAAAGUUCUCUCCUCACGCCCUCUGUUGCUGCUCCUUAUCAACCCCCCUGCUGCCUCUGUUUCUUCUUGAACCUGAAAUCUCUCUCUCUCUCUCUGAAUUUUCUGUAAGCUGAGAUGUAAAACUUUGUAAUGUUCAGAUUCUAAGAGCACUUGCAAUCUGAUAUAUGUUUAGUAGGUACUUGUCAUUUUCUGUUAAUUAAUAUUCUGCUAGUGUAUGUGUGUGAUCUCCUUUGUGUUCAUUUGUUGACUUGUGCUUGUUUGGUUCGAAUCAUUUUGUUGAUCUGUGAGCACUUCUUGUAACCCCCUGGUCGUAUACAUGUGUGGUUAUGUGUAUAUUGUAGUCCCUGUGUUAACUAUGUGCAUGUGAAACUAUAUAUGUAUGUGGUGUGAAACUUAUAUUUCCCAGUACCAUACUACUUGUGCAUGUUCAGCACUAUGAUACAUCUUUUAUUUCUAGUUCAUAUAUUCCUCCUAUGUACUUGUGAUAUGUACGUGCUUUUGAUGUGAAUCACUUCUGUCCUUGUCCCAUUAUCUUUGUUUUGUGUUUUUCUUCUUUUAUAUAACUACUAGUUAUAUUUGUGAUCAUAUAUUAGUACUUUCUUUCUGUCGAUGUUGAUGUUCUGUGUGUUUAUUUUAGUUUCUCAAGUAAUAUGAAAAUACCAAAAAGACAGAGAGUAUAAUCUGAACCUUCCUUUGCUUCUUUUCAUUUUCUUUUGUCGAUGAUUUUUCCCGAAUGAUCUUAGUUAGUCUAGAUUUAGUAUUCUGCUUUCAUCACCCAAUAUUGUGUUACCUAGAUUUAGCCGAGCGUUGUUGCCGUCGCCUAGUCCCUGUGGAGAACACGACAUCCGUAGUUUGGGCAUAAAAACCCUACUAUAUUACAAACGAUCAUUUUGGCGCCGUCGCUGGGGACUAGUGUCGAGUGACCGUGUUAGGCUAUAGACUAGUUUCUUCUUCUUUUUCUAUUUUGUGCCAUAUAUUUGUGAUAUAUCUCUAACUCCUAACCCUUGUUCUAGAUUAUUUCCUCUUUGUUUUCUUUUGCUUUUUGCAGGUUAGAACCAUCUUCUCGGAUAUGGCUUACUAUUCAGAUCAUCAUGCUUAUGCGAGCAACUCUACAAACAGCACGGAAAGUGUUCAAGAACUGAUAGGUAAGAUUUCCCAUCGACUAGAUGAUUUAGCUCGGCAGCGAGAAGUAGUUUUUGAGGAUAGGACUAGCUCUUAUGGUCCUUAUUCUAGAGGCCAUCCUUAUGUUGCUCCUACCUGCCAUAUUUGUGGAUUUCAGGGCCAUUCGCCCGCUGAAUGUCAGCGUGGUUACUCCCAUCCUCCCAAUUGUUAUGGCAUGAGCUUCGCCCCACAGCCUAGCUCAUACCAAAACAAUUACUCAUAUGGGUGGCCUGAAAACCCGAAUAUGUCAUAUAGGAGAAACAACCCUGAGAUCUCACCGUUUGCUUCUAGUAAUCAUAUGCAGGGAUUUAUGUAUGAAGAGGAGAGCCACAACUAUGCUCCACAACAGUCUUAUUCAGCUCCUAUUCAUAUACCUCUGCACCAGGAGAUGUUGCCAAUGGAGUUAAAUGGUCCUCCAUUUGGUCAACCAACAACUCCAGCACCUGUUGUGCAAUCUCAUGUGCAAGUGCCCACUCAAGAUGAGUUCGAUCACAUAGACGAGCUCACACUUUUGAGUCUCGAGUUCACUUGGAGUGCCGAGGAUGAUCCUAUUAGCAAGGUGAUACUUGAGGAAAUGAAGAAGAUUAAGAGUGGAAAGGAGCUAGUGGAAGAAGUAAGGAAGAUUGAGAAGAACAUCAACGCUGGAAGUACUAUCUCUUCCCUCCUUGAGUUGAGUGUGGCCGAGAUUCCCCUUGAUACAUGUGAGGUUCCAACACCGUCACAUCCAGUUGAGCAAGAUAGCAAGAGUCCUGAGGAAGAAAGACCUCAGAUUGAAGAAGAUGAACUAGAAGACAAGGAACAAGAUGGUGAAGAGCUGCAAUUCCCAAGUGAUCAAGUUGAAGACUCAUCAUCUAUUACUCCUGAAGAAGUACAAGAAGCUGCUGUAGAUGAAGAUGAAGAACAUGAGAUUCAUUUGCCUAUUGUCAUACCAGAGCGUCAUGUGUCAGGUUUACCCAAUCCUCUCAAUGACAUGCGUCCUUAUGAUUCCUUUGCUUCUACCUUGCAUUGCAUGAUGCCAUCUGUUAAAGUAGAUUAGAAAAAGUAUUUGCUUGGAUAUGAUCAUAUAUACCCUGUUAGUGGCAUUACUCACAUUAAUGAUGAUCACAGUUACUUUCCUCGUGCUAGACCUAUGGUUAAUGAAACAUAUCAUUCUUAUGCUAGUCUUGAGCUUAAUGAAAAAUAUCAUCCUCAUGUUAGUGUUGACUUUGCUAAUUUCUAUCAUCCUAAACAUGUGCUUUAUAGCUAUGCUUAUGUAAUUGAAUAUUCGAUUGAUGACUUGGAGGGUAUUAUCCCUACCACUUGCAUUGUCUCUUUCGUUGAGUGCUCUUUCAGGUUUUUGCUUGUGCACGAUCCAUUGCAUGCUGACCAGGUUCGAGGUGACAUUCCUUGGGACCCUGGUGGACUCUGAGCAUGGGGAUGAGGAGAAGCAAGGGGCACAUACGAAGAAGAGUGAAGCUGGAGCAUGCAUGAGGAUAGGAAAGCAAUAGGAGAGGAGUCACAAUGCACGAGGAAGCAAAGGAGAGGAGCUGCAGUUGGUGAGGUGAUCGAGCGAGUGCUACUUCCUAUGAAAACCCGAAAAGUGCGCAAGGCACUAUAAUCGUCAAUAUUUCUACUAUGUGGCUAACGAGAAGAGAGAAGGGCUUGUGUGUGACGACAAGAAGUAACCAAAGGGGAUAACUAUAGAAGAGAGGGGAUCUACUUGGGAAGGAAGAAGAUAGUAGGAGGGCCCAUGUGCAAACAUCAAAAUCUGCAUGGAGGGGAUCAAAAUCCCUAGAUCGGCUCCAUUCCCCAUCGGGCCUGGCAUAUCUCUCUCUCCCUCACCCAUCCUUCUCCAACUCUGGCCGCCGCCACGGCCAGGCCGGCGUGGUGGUGCGCCUACGCCUCCCAUCCAUCCACCUACGCCACCAUCUUCUUCUCCUUCCCCGCAUCCACCAUCAUCCAUCCACACCGCCGUCACUAGCGCCACCAUCUCCAGCCACCAGCACCGCAGCGCCCCGCGCAACUCUCCCUGCUGCUUCUUCUCCCACGCCUCUCCUGCUGCUCUUCUCCUUCCCUCGCUGCUCCUCUUCUCCAUGCCCCUACAACCUUCCUUCUUCUCCUCAACCUCCUCGCUGCUGCUCCUCCUUCUCUCCAAAACUGCUGCUGCUUCCUCUCUGAAUCCCUACUGCUGCUGCCUUUCUUCUCCCCUUGCUACUGCUACUCCUUCCAGCGCCCCCUUUGCUGCUCCUCUUUCCUUCGCUUGCUUUGCUUCUUCCCCUGCCUUGCUAAAGUUCUCUCCUCAUGCCCUCUGCUGCUGCUCCUUCUCAACCCCCCUGCUGCCUCUGUUUCUUCUUGAACCUGAAAUCUCUCUCUCUCUCUCUCUGAAUUUUCUGUAAGCUGAGAUGUAAAACUUUGUAAUGUUCAGAUUCUAAGAGCACUUGCAAUAUGAUAUAUGUUUAGUAGGUACUUGUCAUUUUCUAUUAAUUAAUAUUCUGCUAGUGUAUGUGUGUGAUCUCCUUUGUGUUCAUUUCUUGACUUGUGCUUGUUUAGUUCGAAUCAUUUUGUUGAUCUGUGAGCACUUCUUGUAACCCCCUGGUCGUAUACAUGUGUGGUUAUGUGUAUAUUGUAGUCCCUGUGUUAACUAUGUGCAUGUGAAACUAUAUAUGUAUGUGGUGUGAAACUUAUAUUUCCCAGUACCAUACUACUUGUGCAUGUUCAGCACUAUGAUACAUCUUUUAUUUCUAGUUCAUAUAUUCCUCCUAUGUACUUGU